Aspergillus nidulans FGSC A4 is the source of this 1327-nucleotide messenger RNA. Its product is annotated as putative Zn-dependent hydrolase/oxidoreductase family protein. Lineage: Eukaryota; Fungi; Ascomycota; Eurotiomycetes; Eurotiales; Aspergillaceae. The record is from RefSeq and is a predicted model, not a curated record. The transcript is spliced from 4 exons. The coding region runs from base 83 to 1327 and encodes 414 amino acids. Gene Ontology annotation, molecular function: N-acylphosphatidylethanolamine-specific phospholipase D activity; zinc ion binding. Gene Ontology annotation, biological process: secondary metabolite biosynthetic process.
GAACGCAAAGGACAUAUUAUACCCCGUGCCUAACCCCUCCCUUCCUACCUAUAUAAGCUGGUAACUUUGGCGCAAAACCGGCAUGCCACCAUUUACGCGACGCUGGUUCAGCUCUCGCUUUACCAGCAAGGCAUCUCCUUUCCCACGAGCCUUCACUGCUACCAACUUCAGAAUGGCCUCAUCUACUGCGGCUGCUCUCUACGCUCUGACUCUGUCCGCCUCUCCCGCUUCUUCUGCUCCUGAUGAUGCCAGUGCAAAAGCGCACCAUGUUAAAAAUGGCUUUGACAAUCCAUGGAACUCGUUCACUUCACCUUUCGACAAGCAAACACAGAUUUUGUGGCGCAUGUUGAGUGGAAAGGCCAAUCGCCCUGAUACGACUCCUCCAACCGUCCCGGUACAUAAGCCAGUGUUUUUGCCUAGUCGUGAAACACCUACUCUGCGAGCAACUUGGUUAGGACACGCUUGUUAUUAUGUCGAGUUCCCGAGUGGGCUCCGGGUCCUAUUUGAUCCGGUUUUUGAGGAUCGAUGCUCCCCAUUCUCUUGGCUAGGACCAAAGCGUUAUACCGAGCCGCCUUGUCAGAUCAUGGAUAUUCCCACUAUUGAUGCCGUUGUGAUCUCUCAUAACCAUUACGAUCAUUUGUCCCUUCCAACUGUACGAGAAAUCCAUAAGCGACACCCGAACUGCCAUUUCUUUGUUCCUCUGGGUAACAAAGAAUGGUUUGACAAAACCGGCAUACCGAAUGCAACAGAACUCGACUGGUGGGAUGAACGCGAUAUACUGCUUUCUCCAACAAAGUCUGCCACUCAGGUAGACCCAGCUGAUGGAAAUACUGACUCAAAGCUGGCGGACAUCACCGCUCGAAUUGGCUGCUUGCCUUGCCAGCAUUUCAGUGCCCGAACACCGUUUGACCGAUGCAAAACACUCUGGGCCUCGUGCGCUCCAUUCAGCGAUACGGGGUAUCGAUCGGUGCCGACACUUCCAGAUCAUGUUGACGACCACAGUCCUGAACAUAAUUAUCCCUCGUGCCCUGCUUUCAAGCAAGUAGGUGAGUAUCGGGGACCGUUCGAUCUAGGGCUGAUCCCCAUCGGCGCGUAUCAGCCGCGAUGGUUCAUGAGCCCCAUGCAUGCAGACCCGCACGAUGCUGUUGAGAUCUUCCGGGAUACCCAAUGCAAGAGGGCUCUUGGUAUGCACUGGGGGACUUGGGUGCUAACAGAAGAGGAUGUCCUCGAGCCUCCGCGGAAGCUCAAAGAGGCACUGAAGAAACACGAAUACCCCGAGACUGGAGUCUUUGAUAUUUGCGAUAUUGGAGAAAGUCGAGAGUUUUGA